Messenger RNA from Effrenium voratum, 336 nucleotides. Lineage: Eukaryota; Dinophyceae; Suessiales; Symbiodiniaceae. The record is from the annotation of a GenBank genome assembly.
AUGCAGGUGGUGGAGCAUGUGCGCAAGGAUCAGUUCCUUAGCAUCCAUCACGGCGUGUGGGUGUGUACUUUUGCCUUGUGCCAACUCGGGGAAGCCCUGGGCGCCUCACCGGAUUUGUCCCCCUUCGUGCCGGGGCUGCUGCGGGCGGAACUCGUGGUGCUGGUGCUCGACCGUGCCUCGGGCUCGCUGGCGCGUACCUGCGCUUUCGAGCUUCAGCUCAGCGAGAAGGCGAAACGCCUGGACCUCUUUGCCACGGCGCCUCCUUCCGCGGCAACCCCUGAACCCCGCGGACCGGCGCCAAAUUCUGAACCCGCGUGGCCGGUGUGGAGGAGUUGA